AUGACACUGUCCAAUGGGGUUGAAGCCGGUGCCGAAACAAUAGAACUUCUCCAGAAGACUUUCAAGACGAAGACGAAAAACGGCAACGGCAAGAUGGCACGAUCGCUUGAACUAGAGAGAAGGCACUACUUCAGGAAGGCAAUGGGGCUGCUUGCGGUUGGAAUAGGAAUUAUUGCGCUCGGAAUCGCGUUUUCUGUGCUCUACUUUUUAAAUAGAGAGACGAGGAAAAAUAUCAUGAUGGCUGGUCCAAUUUGCUUAGCAGUUGGUCUUUUAGUAUUUAUUUGCGCGAUGGUAUGGAUUCCGAUUAUCAAAACUAAGUUAAAGAAGAAAAUGCAGCAGCAAAAGAGUCAAAAUAGAUACGGUAUCUAA
Oikopleura dioica is the source of this 369-nucleotide messenger RNA. The record is from the annotation of a GenBank genome assembly. Lineage: Eukaryota; Metazoa; Chordata; Appendicularia; Copelata; Oikopleuridae.